CUUGUUGGAAGAAAUGAUCUCAUCCUUUCUCCCUGAUCUUUCUUGGUCUUAUGUUUGUUUCUUGCUGUGUGAUUCUGAAAGGAGCUAAAACUCACUCAGUGGGUUGAAGGGCUACGUUGGCUGAUUCUCCACUGAGUUGCUCUGAUACAGACGUCCUGAAAGAGAAAGUGGAGUUUGGACUGAAGGAGCCGUUACAGAGAAACAGCACAGCAGCAGUUGGAGGAAAUGGCUGCUAGAAACCCUCUUUCAGAAGAAGAGCUUUCAUGUCCUGUGUGCUGUGAUAUCUUCAGGGAUCCUGUUGUUCUGUCAUGCAGCCACAUUGUGUGUAAAACCUGCCUGCAGCAGUUCUGGGGAACUAAGGGGUCUCAAGAAUGUCCAGUCUGUAGAAGGAGAUCCUAUAAAGAUGAUCCCCGUUUUUGUCUUACACUGAAGAGCCUUUGUGAAGCUUUUCUAGAGAGCAGGAAACAGAGAUCUUCAGCGAGGUCGUCUAAGAAAAAACUCAAGAUUGCUUUGAGGUCUCUGCAGGAUCAUCUGACCGUCUUAGAGGAAGCUAAACGAGACUAUGACCAAACAGCCACCCACAUUAAGAUGCAGGCCCAGCACACAGAGAGGCAGAUAAAGGAGGAGUUUGAGAAGCUUCACCAGUUUCUAAGAGAUGAAGAAGCAGCAAGGAUAGCUGCACUGAAGGAGGAAGAGGAGCAGAAGAGUCAGAUGAUGAGGAGGAAGAUUGAGGAGAUGAAUGGAGAAAUAUCAGCUCUUUCAGACACAAUCAGGAACAUAGAGAAGGAGAUGGAGGCUGAGGACGUUCUGUUCUUACAGAACUUCAAGUCCACAGAGAAACAAGCUCAGCUCACACCAAAGGAUCCAGAGAAGACAUCAGGAGCUCUGAUCAAUGUUGGGAAGCACCUUUCCAACCUGAAGUUCAGAGUGUGGGAGAACAUGCAGGAGGUUCUCCAGUACACCCCUGUUACUCUGGACCCCAACACUGCACAUCCACACCUCCACUUGUCUGAUGAUCUCACUGCUGUAGAAAACAUAAACCAGAGAUCAUCACUUCCUGAUAAUCCAGAGAGAAUUGAUAAGUGGGAUUGUGUUCUGGGUUCUGAGGGUUUUAACUCGGGGACACACUGCUGGGACGUCCAGGUUGGAGACAGUGAUAACUGGGCAGUUGGUGUGAUUCCAGAGUCUGGAAGAAGAAAAGGAUACACUUUCGUUGAUCCAGUUUGGAGUCUGUAUUAUUAUGCAGGUCAAUACUGGAUACGCUGCCCAGGACAGCUGCAUCCCUCCCUACCACCUACAGAGAAGCUGCAGAGGGUCAGAGUGCAGCUGGACUGGGACAGGGGGAAAGUGACCUUCACUGAUCUUCUAACCAACACACACCUGCACACUAUAACACACACUUUCACUCAGAGAGUUUUACCGUAUUUCUGGAAUGUGUCUGUUCAUCCUCUGAGGAUCUUACCACUGAAGACGUCAGUAACAGUGGAGCAGCACAGUUAAAGCUGAAGCUGCUUAGAAUGAACAUUUGUAAGGUAGUGAGUGUCUGAAUUAUGAUCAUAAGAAUAUGUCACGUUUUCAGUGUAGAUUUUAUUUCUCUAUCAUCCUGCAUUUUUCUCCAUCAUUAGAUCUUUAAAGCUCUGCUGUGGUUCAGAGAUUAAUAGUUUACUGUCUGAAAUAAACUGCAUUAUAUUAGAAACUUUGCAGCUGCUUGCAUGUUGUGUAUUGAACACUGAGGGGACAGAGUUGGUGCACUGAAAAUGAAUUGAUCAUAAACCAUCAUGACAUUGACGCUGGCCUGUGUCUCAGUGCAGUUAAAGAUGCUGUGCUCCGGCUGGAGAGAAAGACAUUAUCCUCUGGAAGGAAUUUAUCUAGAAAAAAAUGACUUCUAUAGGAACUGUUUACAUCCUGAAUAGUGACUAUUCAAAAUAAUUCUUGGAAUCUGAAGACUGCAAACUGCCUCUGUCAUUUAAAAGUGAAGGGAAAGCUUGUAAGCACUGUGGACCAGAGACAGACGGCCCAACACACACCCAAACACUGAGCCCUGUGGAGCUGAAAGUAGCUCUGCUACCAACACCUGCAUGACUCAAAGUGUUUAUGGAGAACAGAGUCACUCUGUGGAGCAAACACAUCACACCAAGAAGAAUCAGUUACACGAAGGAGACAUUCUGAAAACCUGAGCUACUGCACUGACCACACCAGCUGUGGGGGUGAGCCAGAGUUUCUCUGAUGGAAGCUUCAAUCUCAGACCUCUGUUAGAGAACCAUAAUGCCUGUCCAGAAUAAACUGAGCCACUCUA
Pygocentrus nattereri (red-bellied piranha) is the source of this 2296-nucleotide messenger RNA. RefSeq names its product tripartite motif-containing protein 35-like. The transcript is spliced from 6 exons. Gene Ontology annotation, molecular function: protein binding. Lineage: Eukaryota; Metazoa; Chordata; Actinopteri; Characiformes; Serrasalmidae. The record is from RefSeq and is a predicted model, not a curated record. The coding region runs from base 226 to 1500 and encodes 424 amino acids.